AUGACUGUCAGGCUGUGGGAUGUAGCGACAGGGCAGCCAAUUGGACAGCCCUUGCGCGGGCAUACGGAAGAAGUUAACUCAGUCUCUUUCUCGUGGGAUGGGACUCGCAUCAUUUCUUGUUCACAUGAUGGUACUGUCCGUGUCUGGUAUGCAGCGACCAGGAAGUCAUUGCAGGACCACGCCGAAGAAGACCGUUCACCAUCCUCCCCGCCCGGCAGUUGCAUCUCACAUCCAACAGCGGUUAUCCCCACACCCAACACUGUGAAAAAUAACUCUAUUUCCUUCUCAUCCAACUCGACACACGCUCUGUGCGACACUGCUGAGCUACUCGCAGGCGCUUCUGAUGACGACCACACUUAUUUGCUGGGAGCUGAUGGAUGGGUGUUAGGACCAAAUCGUCAGCUCUUAUUCUGGGUACCACCCGCUUCUCGAGAACCAUUUUAUAAUUCUUGGACUGCAUUAGUGAUUGGGAAAAGAUGUGUUGAGCUUGAUUUGAGUCGCAUGGCACAUGGGACACGCUGGCAGCACUACUGCAAGGAGUGA
Messenger RNA from Suillus fuscotomentosus, 543 nucleotides. RefSeq lists its product as uncharacterized. NCBI's taxonomy places the organism in Eukaryota, Fungi, Basidiomycota, Agaricomycetes, Boletales, Suillaceae. The record is from RefSeq and is a predicted model, not a curated record. Gene Ontology annotation, molecular function: protein binding. The transcript has a single exon. The coding region runs from base 1 to 543 and encodes 180 amino acids.